AUGGCUGCGACAGUUACAGCUUUUGUGACGGACACCGUCACAAAGACGAUUGCCAUGUCCGCCACGGCAUCUUCGACUGCAAGAGCGAAAGCACAAGGUGGUAUCCUGGAAGGCGAAAAUCCGACACAUUAUAAUCCCAAGGAUCCUAUCAUCAUAUUCAUCAUUCAGGCCGGUGUUAUCAUUCUAUUCUGUCGCUUGUUGCAUUGGCCUCUGUCCAAGAUUCGGCAGCCGCGUGUCAUCGCAGAGGUCAUCGGUGGUGUCUUGCUCGGUCCCUCAGUCAUGGGCAGAAUUCCAGGGUUCACAGCAACUAUUUUCCCGGCGGCUGCACAGCCAAAUCUCGCUCUUGUGGCCAACCUUGGCCUGGUACUCUUCCUGUUCAUCGUGGGCCUCGAAGUCGAUCUACGCUACUUAGCCAGUAACUGGAAGAUUGCAUUGAGUGUCGGUCUGGCCGGUAUGGCUCUUCCGUUCGGUCUUGGAUGUGGUAUCGCCUACGGUCUCUACCAUCAAUUUUCGGACGAAGACGGAACCGAGCCGGUUGCAUUCGGCACAUUCAUGCUAUUCGUAGGUGUAGCUAUGGCCAUCACUGCCUUUCCAGUGCUGUGUCGUAUCCUCACUGAGUUGAAGCUUCUCUCGACUUCUGUUGGUGUCAUUGUUUUGUCAGCUGGAGCUGGCAACGACGUUACCGGAUGGGUCCUUCUCGCUCUCUGCGUCGCUCUGGUCAACUCCGGAAGUGGCAUAAGUGCCUUGUAUGUUUUACUCACAGCUCUCGGAUACACACUGUUCCUCUUCUUUGCUGUCAAGCCAGCAUUUACCUGGGUUCUUCGACGUACGCGUACGUUUGAGAAUGGACCAUCUCAGGGGAUCAUCGUCUUGACUCUCCUGAUUGCGCUCGCUUCAUCCUUCUUCACUGGCGUCAUCGGCAUUCAUCCUAUCUUUGGUGCUUUCAUGGCUGGAUUGAUUUGCCCUCACGAGGGUGGUUUCGCAAUCAAGGUCACAGAGAAGAUUGAAGAUCUGAUUAGCGCUCUGUUCUUGCCACUCUAUUUCGCUCUGUCUGGUCUAUCUACAAACCUCGGUCUGCUUGACAGUGCCAUCACCUGGGGAUAUGUCGUUGGUGUUCUGGCCGUCGCAUUCAUUGGCAAGUUCGUAGGUGCCUCGUUGGCUGCCCGUGCGAAUGGAGUUGUCUGGAGAGAGAGUUUCACCAUUGGUGCUUUGAUGAGUUGCAAGGGUCUUGUUGAGCUUAUUGUGCUGAACAUCGGCCUGCAAGCCAAGAUCCUGUCUCAGAGGACAUUCACAAUCUUCGUUGUCAUGGCACUAAUCACCACAUUCAUCACUACGCCUUUGACCAUGGCCUUGUAUCCUCCUUGGUACCAAAAGAAGCUAGAAGCUUGGAAGAAGGGCCUGAUCGACUGGGACACAGGCAAUCCGAUCAAUUCUGGCGACGAUACUUCAUCGAUUGUCGCUGCGAAGCUCGAGACCAGCAAGAUUAAGACUCUUUUGGUCCAUCUGAGACUGGACAACAUGCCUACUCUGAUGACUUUUGUCUCGCUCCUUGCUGCACCUACCAAGUCUGGCGAAGCAGCUGUAAGGCAACAUCCGAUGUUGGCUGGAAAGAGCGCUAGCGUAGCAGAAUCUCUCAAGGCCCCAAAUCGUCCUUUGGAGGUUCACGGCGUUAGAAUGAUCGAGCUCACAGACAGAGAUUCAUCCGUUAUGAGUGUUUCGGACGUCGAAGAGUUCCACUGGAAGGAUCCAAUCAUCAACACCUUCCGCAACUUUGGCCGACUGUACAACCUCAGAGUCUCGGGUGAGGUUGCUAUCGCGCUCGAGUCUUCUUUCGCGGAGAUAAUCACGUCGAAAGCGUCAAACGAAAACUCCGAUCUUCUUGUUCUUCCUUGGAGUGAAAGUGGAAGUAUCAAUGAGCAGCAAUCAUACAAUGGAACUCCAGCAACACCUCGACGUCUCGAAGACACAAGCUACGUCAGCUUUGUGGCAGCUGCCCUCAUAUCCGCCACCACCAACACGGCCGUACUCGUCAACCGCGGUUUCGGCGGCAGCGCAGUGGCACAUCGCCCAACAUUGUCUCGUCAAGCGAGCAAAGUAAGUUUGUCAAACGAUCGGGGACCUGCAUCUUCACCCAUCAUGGACAAGUCUCACCACAUAUUCAUGCCAUACUUUGGCGGAGCUGAUGGCCGCAUGGCGUUGCGUCUUGUGUUGCAACUUGCUGAGAAUCCCGAAGUCACCGCCACAGUUGUGUUCUUCGACAGACUUGAGGGCAGUGGCUCACCGGAAAGCAAAGAGGCUGAAUCUCACGGUUCACCGAGGGAGAUAACACGAGAAGGUUCUUCAAGCUCGAGAGAAGGAAAAGCCGGUGCUGUCGCACGGGUCGAGGAUAGUGAUGAAUCUUUCUUCGCCAUGAUUCAGAAAUCGUUGCCGGUCGAACUAUCCUCAAGAGUGAUCAUGGAGUCUGUCUCGUCUCAUUCGCCCUUGGAAGAGGCAAUCGCAAGAGCACAGAUCGAGGUCGCGCAGAACCCGAAGAAUGCAGGCGACUUGAUUGUUGUCGGCCGAAAGGACUUGUCCAACGAGUUGGGCAAAGCAUGUCUGGGUCUCGUUGCUCAGCGAUUCGUCGACAGCGGUCUUAGAGCGAGUGUUUUGGUCAUGCAAGCUCGACCGUCUCACACGUCUUCCGAGAUUUUCUGA
This is a messenger RNA of Aureobasidium pullulans EXF-150, 2694 nucleotides long. RefSeq lists its product as uncharacterized. Gene Ontology annotation, cellular component: membrane. Gene Ontology annotation, biological process: proton transmembrane transport. Gene Ontology annotation, molecular function: antiporter activity. The transcript has 2 exons. The coding region runs from base 1 to 2694 and encodes 897 amino acids. The record is from RefSeq and is a predicted model, not a curated record. Lineage: Eukaryota; Fungi; Ascomycota; Dothideomycetes; Dothideales; Saccotheciaceae.